Molecule: messenger RNA, 3603 nt
Organism: Hippoglossus stenolepis (Pacific halibut)
Lineage: Eukaryota; Metazoa; Chordata; Actinopteri; Pleuronectiformes; Pleuronectidae
Gene: arxa
Product: aristaless related homeobox a
Exons: 5
Coding region: 357-1754 (465 amino acids)
Biological process (GO): regulation of transcription by RNA polymerase II
Molecular function (GO): DNA-binding transcription factor activity, RNA polymerase II-specific; RNA polymerase II transcription regulatory region sequence-specific DNA binding
Source: RefSeq, a predicted model, not a curated record
ACCGGAGCGCAGCGCGAGGCGGAGGAGUCAGCUGUCUGUCAUCAGCUGAGAGAGAGAGAGAGAGAGGGAGAGGGAGAGGGAGAGAGAGAGAGAGAGAGAGAGAGAGAGAGAGAGAGAGAGAGAGAGAGAGAAAGAAAAGAGAAGAGAGAAGAAGAGAGGAGAAGAGAGGACAGGAGGGAGGAGUAAACGCUCCGGGUUCAAACUGACACACCGGCCUGACAGAGAAGAAGACCAGAAGAAUAAGGGACAGACGAGCGCAAGAAAAGAAAGAGAGAGAGAGAGAGAGAGAGAGAGAGAGAGAGAAGGGGAGAGAAAGUGACAGGCGUUACCGAAACCAGACGAACCAAAGCGUCGACAUGAACGGCCAGUUCGAGGAAGACAUCUACGACCGGGGAGAGAGGAAGAGCAGCAAGUCCCCGACGCUGCUCUCCUCUUACUGCAUAGAGAGCAUACUGGGCCGCCGCAGCCCCUGUAAGGUCAGGCUGAUCGGAGCGCAAAGUUUGACGGGUCUGCCCGGCAGAGGAGAGCUCGACAAACCGGCGGACGGGCCAACUAAAGACCCCCUGUCUCUCAGCGCUGACAUCCACCUGCCACCAAAGCUCCGCCGGCUGUACGGGCCCGGCGGCAAGUACCUCCACGACCACGCAGCGAAGCUGGACAGAGAGCGGCUGCUCCUGGAGCAGGCCAGCGACAGCCUCAAGAUCAGCCAGGCGCCCCAGGUGAGCAUCAGCCGCAGCAAGUCCUACCGGGAGAACGCGUCCCUGAGCCGGGGAGAGGGCGACCAGAGCCCCGUGGAGGGCUCGGAGGACGGCAGCCUGGGGCUGGUGGAGCUCGGCCCACUGAAGUUCGAGGAGGACGCGGCGGGAAAGGAGGAGGAGAGCUGUGCGGACGCGGCGAGGCUGUCCCCGAAGGACGAGGAAAGGGAGAGCUUGAACGCCGGGGAUGGGGACGUGAGGGACGGGGAGGACAGCGUGUGUCUUUCGGCGGGCAGUGACUCGGAGGAAGGGAUGCUGAAACGGAAGCAGAGAAGAUACAGGACUACGUUCACCAGUUACCAGCUGGAGGAGCUGGAGAGAGCUUUCCAGAAGACACACUACCCCGACGUGUUCACCAGAGAGGAGCUCGCAAUGCGCCUGGAUCUCACCGAGGCCCGCGUCCAAGUGUGGUUCCAGAACCGCAGGGCCAAGUGGAGGAAACGCGAGAAGGCCGGGGUGCAGGGCCACCCGUCGGGCCUGCCCUUCCCAGGCUCCCUGACGGGGGGCCACCCUCUUAGCCACUACCUGGACGGAGGCCCCUUUCCUCCCCAUCCCCACCCGGCCCUGGAGUCCGCCUGGACGGCUGCUGCAGCAGCGGCCGCGGCUUUCCCGGGCCUGGCACCGCCACACAAUGGCGCCGCCCCACCCCUGGCCACCCAGCUCGGCCUGGGCACUUUCCUGGGCACGGCUGCAAUGUUUCGCCACCCUGCCUUCAUCGGACCCACUUUUGGCAGGCUCUUCUCCAGUAUGGGUCCCCUGACCAGUGCUUCCACUGCUGCAGCUCUCCUCCGCCAGCCCGCCCCUCCCGUGGAGAACCCCUCCCACGCGGGGCCCGUCCUCCCCGACCCUUCCGCUUCCUCCUCUUCCUCCUCCUCUUCCUCAGCGGAUCGCCGGGCCUCCAGUAUCGCUGCGCUCCGCCUCAAGGCCAAGGAACACUCGGCUCAGCUCACCCAGCUUAACAUCCUGCCCGCCGGAGCCUCGGGGAAGGAGGUGUGCUGAACACUCCCAACACCAGCCCUCGGCCCCCCCCACCCCCCCUGUCCCGGGCUUGCGUCCCAUUCCAUGACACCCCUGCUAUGUCCCCCUUGUCAAAAAAACCCUUCAUACCUCUGGAGGAAGCUGUCUCCUUGUCUCCCUGUGUUCAACCAUCCCCCUGUUACCUCAUGUGUCCCCAACAAAAUAGCAUGACCAAAUUCAAAAGAGCACCGGCUGAGAAAAGUGUGUGUGUGUGUAGUACAACAUUGGUUAACCCAUAGCACGAGAAGACGAAAAUUAGCAUAAAAAUAUUUCUAUUAAUUAUUCUUUCACACAAACUGAAAUUAGCUCCUCUGUCAUUUCACUUGAGCUAUAAUAUAUAGAUUGCCCAUGAAAUGUUGUUCUACAUGGAUAGAAAACAAAACACAAAGCACAACAUCAGUGGAGGAAUGUAACAAAGUACACUGACGUUAAGUUUGAAUUUAAAGUACUUGUUGGAUGCCACUUUAUCUUUCACCAUAGUUCAGUGGAAAAUGAUCUAAACUCCACUACAUCAUUUUACAAAUUAUUUAAUUUUAAUUAAUAUUUCCGCACAAAAUAUAUCUGAUGUCGGGCCUUGUUAUAGCUGGAACGAACAGUUCACGCUAUUCUUAAAUGAAUGCCUCAGUAAUUACAAUAACUCUGUAUUGUAUUGCUGUAAAAUUAAAACUAUUUAAUAGUUAAUACUAAAUAAUAAUAAGUUAAUUUUACCCAUGACAUUUGUGUACAUCCACUUCAGGAAAUAUCUCAAAUCAGGAACUUUUGGUAUUUUACUGUGUAAUCUGACUACUUUUACUUCAGGAUCUGUCAUCACACACACACACACACACACACACACACACACACACACACACACACACACACACACACACACACACACACACACACACACACACACACACACACACACACACACACACACACAGAGCUGAAGAUCCGCCAGGGAAAGCCGAGACUUUAUAAAAAAAAAAAAAAAAGGAUUCUUCUCGUGCCACUUCACACGUGCACAGCUCGAGUGCUCGACAUUAAACACUGCUCUGCUUACUCUGUAUGCAUGGACGUGGGCUGAGCCGGCCUGCGUCUGUAAUAAAGGUGAGUUGGAGGAAGUACCCCCCCCCCCAGAGCCAAAGGAAACCUGUCCAUAGACCUUCCAUAGCCUUCUCUCGACGAGCCUGACUCCUUGACGCUCUGCACGCCAGUCCCACAGUGACACUCAAUACAUAUACACACAUAUAUAUAUGUAUCAAAGAUGUGUACGGCUCUUUGACUGCAACAGCGGUGAUAUUCCUGCUGUUUCCGAGUCAGGACGUGCGAGCAGACUUGAGACUGAUGUGUCUCCUACUGACGUGACUGUACAUAUUGUGUAAAGAAAAAAAAGAAACAGAGGGGGAAAAGUACAGGGAGAAAAAAAAAGGAUGAUUUUCAAAACAAGGUCGUGUAUAUCUGAGGGAGACCGUGUUUUGAUAAUUUGCACUCGGUGUAGUGUUUUAAUGAAUGUUGCCCUGUGUAGAAUUUCACCUGUGUUUAUGAAUUAUUAUUAUUAUUAUUAUUAUUAUUAGGUUUUUAGAGAAUUAUUUAUGUCAACUCUUUCCCCCCCUGCCCCAACGUGAGGAACUGAGUGAAGGACAGUUUUUCUGUUUUCUUUAUAAGUGAUUGUAAGUUUCCUGGUUUAUUAAUGCUAAUUUGAAAAUAAAUAACAUUGGUAAAAUGAGUUAUCUUUUAUUAUUUCAAAUUCCUUUAGGACUGACAUAUAGGCCCUGAACCAGGAAAAAAUAAGCAAUGUGAAAUAGAAUAUUAUAGAACUAUUAAUAAAAGGUGUUAUGAAGAAAAUGUG